This is a messenger RNA of Eutrema salsugineum, 1443 nucleotides long. Its product is annotated as leucine carboxyl methyltransferase 1. The record is from RefSeq and is a predicted model, not a curated record. NCBI's taxonomy places the organism in Eukaryota, Viridiplantae, Streptophyta, Magnoliopsida, Brassicales, Brassicaceae. Gene Ontology annotation, biological process: methylation. Gene Ontology annotation, molecular function: methyltransferase activity. The transcript is spliced from 14 exons. Bases 217 to 1137 code for a protein of 306 amino acids.
GCGGCGACAAACACGUAGAGGCUCUGCUUCUGUCCCGUUGGAAAGAAACUGAUCGGAAGAUAUGGCGACUUCACCGGCAGAAUCUCGCAGCAGUAGAGCGGCUGUGCAGGCUACAAACGACGAUGCAUCGGCCAGUAAAUUAGCAUAGAUAAGAUAAGGUGUGUGGUUAUGCUGAUUUGCUCUGAAUGUUGAAGGUCUUGUGUCAAAAAGGGAUAUAUGAAAGACGAUUAUGUUCAUCUCUUUGUGAAAAGACCUGUUCGAAGAUCUCCGAUAAUUAAUAGAGGUUACUUUUCCCGCUGGGCUGCCUUCCGAAAGCUUAUGUCUCAGUUUCUGGAUUGUGGGACAAGUUCUAAUGAAACAGCUCAAGCGAAGAAACAGAUAUUGUCACUCGGAGCUGGCUUUGAUACUACGUAUUUUCAGUUGCUGGAUGAGGGCACCGGGCCCAAUUUGUAUGUGGAACUGGACUUUAAGGAGGUGACAAGUAAAAAGGCUGCUGUUAUAGAAAGCUCCAGCCAGCUAAGGGACAAGCUAGGAGCAAAUGCAUCUAUUUUAGUUGAGGAAGGGCAAGUGCUCAGUGAUCAUUACAAGUUACUUCCAGUUGACCUGCGUGAUAUACCGAAAUUGAGAGAUGUCAUAUCAUUUGCAGAUAUGGAUCCAAGUCUGCCGACAUUUAUUAUUGCAGAAUGUGUUUUGAUAUAUCUGGACCCAGAUUCAAGCCGUGCCAUCGUCAAGUGGGCGUCAGAAACGUUUUCAACUGCAAUAUUUUUCUUAUAUGAGCAGAUCCAUCCAGAUGAUGCAUUUGGACAUCAAAUGAUUAGAAAUUUAGAGAGUCGGGGUUGUGCACUCUUAAGCAUUGAUGCGUCGCCGACUCUACUUGCGAAGGAGAGAUUGUUUCUUGACAAUGGGUGGCAGAGAGCUGUUGCUUGGGACAUGCUAAAAGUGUAUGGUAGUUUUGUUGAUACUCAAGAAAAACGCAGGAUCGAGCGAUUGGAGUUGUUUGACGAAUUUGAAGAGUGGCACAUGAUGCAGGAACAUUACUGUGUCACAUAUGCUGUCAAUGACGCAAUGGGGAUAUAUGGGGAUUUCGGUUUCACUAGAGGAGGAGGCGGUGAAAGCAUCAGCAUUUCAUCACCUUAAGAAAGGAGAAGGGGUUUCUGGUUUGCCUUGGAUCAUCCCUGGCAAUCGCAAAUGACGACUGGAAGAUGAUUGCACAAACAAAUUAGGGUUCUUGAUUGGUCACCCGUGUUUUUCUUUGUCUUUGCUAAGCUGUUGAGCAGAAAAUAAAGCCCUUUGAAAUAAGAAAAUUGCUACUGUGAUUUUUCAUUUGCGUCCCUCGCUUCGAGAUAUGUAGGCCCCUCGUCGUGUCCUCCAGGCCCAAUUUCUUCUUCUUUUUUUUUUUUUUUUUGGUUGUAUUUCUCUAUACCAAGAACGACAAUGCAAAAA